This is a messenger RNA of Acomys russatus (golden spiny mouse), 1439 nucleotides long. RefSeq names its product cell division cycle associated 7 (gene Cdca7). The transcript is spliced from 10 exons. Gene Ontology annotation, biological process: regulation of DNA-templated transcription. NCBI's taxonomy places the organism in Eukaryota, Metazoa, Chordata, Mammalia, Rodentia, Muridae. Gene Ontology annotation, cellular component: nucleus. The record is from RefSeq and is a predicted model, not a curated record. Bases 68 to 1312 code for a protein of 414 amino acids.
CGCUCCGGUUGCUCCAGCUCUGGGUGUUGGUGGGCUCAGACUAGCUGUCCCUGCUCCGAGUGCCUGGAUGCCGAUCGCCAGCAGGGAGGCUCGCCGCAGGCGGCAAAAGGCUCUCAAAAUGAAGAACUUAAAGAAUGUCAGAUAUAUGAAGUUGAUUUCCAUGGAGACGUCGUCAUCCUCUGAUGACAGUUGUGACAGCUUUGCUUCUGAUAAUUUUGCAAACACAAAACCAAGGCCAGAUGUCACUAACGAAUUGGCCAGCAUUUUUCAUGCCGACUCUGAUGAUGAAACAUUUUGCGGUUUUUCAGAGAGUGAGAUGCAAGAUGGAAUGAGUCUGCAGUUGGACAGGGUCGGCUGCAGGACCCGAAGUCAGUGCCGUCACUCCGGGCCUCUCAGGGUAGCGAUGCAGUUCCCAGCACGAAAUACCCAGAGGCCAGCCAACAAAAGAGCACCCCCCACAAGGCCCCCUGAGAACCCUGCAAACGAUUCCCCAUCUGACUCGGAAGAAGAGGAUGGAAUGAACUUCCUGGAGAAACGGGCUUUGAAUAUAAAGCAAAACAAAGCAAUGCUUGCAAAACUCAUGUCAGAAUUAGAAAGCUUUCCUGGCAUAUUCUCUGGAAGACACUCCUUCCCAGGCCACAGGUCCAAAGACUCAAAGGCACCCAGAAGACGCACGUUCCCUGGUGUGGCUUCCAGAAGGAACCCCGAACGGAGAGCCCGACCUCUUACCAGGUCAAGAUCCCGGAUCCUGGGAUCCUUGGGUGCUCUGCCCACAGAGGAGGAGGAAGAAGAGGAGGAAGAGGAUAAGUUCAUGCUCGUGAGAAAGAGGAAGUCUGUGGAUGGCUACAUGAACGACGACGACGAUGUGCCCAGAGGCCGUCGCCCGGGAUCCAUGACCCUCCCGCAUAUAAUCCGCCCAGUAGAAGAUGUCACAGAAGAAGAGAUCAGGAACAUCUGCAGCAACUCUCGAGAGAAGAUUUACAACCGGUCACUGGGCUCUACUUGUCAUCAGUGUCGCCAGAAAACCAUUGAUACCAAAACAAACUGCAGAAACUCAGACUGCUGGGGCAUCCGAGGCCAGUUCUGUGGUCCCUGCCUUCGAAACCGCUAUGGGGAAGAGGUCAAGGAUGCUCUGCUGGACCCGAACUGGCACUGCCCGCCCUGCCGAGGGAUUUGCAACUGCAGCUUCUGCCGCCAGCGUGAUGGACGGUGUGCCACUGGCGUCCUGGUGUACUUAGCCAAGUAUCAUGGCUUUGGGAAUGUUCAUGCUUACUUGAAGAGUCUGAAGCAAGAAUUUGAAAUGCAGGCAUAGAGCCUGGAGAUUGCUGACGCCUGCCUGCUGCUUCUCAAGACUCCCUUACUCUUGAUGUCAUUGAUCGAAGCCCAAGUAAGAAGCUUGGCGAUCCGUCUGUCUUAGAACUCAGCCAGGUUAAUCUUGU